Vigna umbellata (rice bean) is the source of this 642-nucleotide messenger RNA. NCBI's taxonomy places the organism in Eukaryota, Viridiplantae, Streptophyta, Magnoliopsida, Fabales, Fabaceae. The record is from RefSeq and is a predicted model, not a curated record.
UUAAGUAUUAGCAGCAUUUUUUGUGAGAAGUGAGAGGUGUAGAGAGAGAAAGAGAAUGUCGUCGACGGUGCUGGAAGUGACGCGGGCGGCACACGAGGAGGUUGAACGGUUGGAGCGGCUGAUAGUGAAGGAGCUCCAGAAUGAGCCCGGUACCAACAAGGAGCGUUUGUAUCAGAGUCACCGUGUGCGGAACAUGAUCGAUACCAUUACCUCCACCACUGAAAAGCUUAUUGGAAUAUAUGAAGAUAACGACAAUGCGAGGAAGGACGAGAUUGCUGCACUCGGAGGCCAAACCGCCUCUGGAAUUAACGUUUUCAGCGCCUUUUAUGAUAGACUCAAGGAGAUACGAGAGUAUCAUAGGAAGCACCCAGUUGCACGUGUUGUUGACGCCAUGAUGAUUAUGAAGGUUCUCAAAGAAGAACCUCAAAUUGAGUUUAGUGGAGAGGAAGCUCUUGGUCGAUACUUAGACCUGCAUGAAUUAUAUUAUCAGUAUGUCAAUUCUAAGUUUGGAGAGCCACUUGAGUAUUCUGCAUAUCUUGAUGUUUUCUCAGACACAAAUAAGAUUCCCCGCAAAAUGAAAGUGACCAGACAGUACCGAGAAUAUAGUAAUCUUUUGGAGUAUCUAUAUAAUUUUUCCAGCGA